This is a messenger RNA of Spathaspora passalidarum NRRL Y-27907, 1844 nucleotides long. RefSeq lists its product as uncharacterized. The record is from RefSeq and is a predicted model, not a curated record. The coding region runs from base 506 to 1579 and encodes 357 amino acids. Lineage: Eukaryota; Fungi; Ascomycota; Pichiomycetes; Serinales; Debaryomycetaceae. The transcript has a single exon.
UUUUCUAUCAAGUCACCACUAAAUUAUUCAACCACAUUAUAUAUAUUUGGUUAUAUAUAGACAUUAUAAAGGUUAUUGCAUUCAUAGACAGCUUCUAGCAAGUACUACCGCUACUUUUUUCCUGUCUAUUUAGUUCGAUCACCACUUUUUUUGUAUUUAUAACGCAUUUGCAGAUUUUAUCCAGACAACCACUUUGUUUGACCACUACUACAUUCGUUUGAACCGUUUUUUUAUACAGCAUUUUUUUGUCUUUGUUAUCAUCCAAGUACAUCAUUUUUGUUUGAUUUAAGGGUUUCUUUGGGAUUUAUUUUGACAGGUUGAGUUUAAGUGAUUUCCCGUUUAUUUCAGUUUUAAUUUUACUUUUGCCGGUUAUUUUAUAUUAAGGUCAGACUAGCAAGUCCAAAAGCAUAUUGUUUAAUCCAGGAGAAGGAGUUUGAUUGUUUAUUUCGUUCAAGUUGUAUUUUUUUUAUUGGUCAAGUUAAGUUUUAAAGUAUAUGUUCUCAAUAUGUCAACAACAACAAGUUAUCCCAAGAGAAAACUCGAAUUAAUUCCGUUUAAUAACCAAAUCGAAUAUAUUGAUAAAGUAAUUGUUAAUAAUUCAAAACAUCAAAAUCAAUUUUCAAAUUAUGGUUCAAGAUAUAACCAUGGACAUGGUGGCCAUGGUCAUAAUCACCAUAAUCAACAACAAAACAAGUAUGCGUUAGCUGCUGUGGCAGUUGCUGCAGCAGUUCAACAUCAGCAACAACAGCAUUAUUUGCUUCAACAACAGCAACAAGUUAGACAGGGUCAACAACAGAAGCAAGGUUACUAUUCUGGUGGAUAUCAACAACAACAACAGCAGCAGCAGUACAAUCCACCCCAAUACCAAAAGCAACCACUGCAAACAAGUUCACCUCAGAUGUAUGGCUUACAACAACAACCUCAGCCGCAACAAUACCAACCACCGCAAAUCUUUGCUGAUGUUGGACCUUCAGUCUUACCAGAAGCUAAUAAUUCAUUUACUCAAGGGCAACAAACUACAGGCGGUUCCUCUAGCCAAGCACCUGGUUAUGACUUGAAGACAAAUUUUAUGAUCUAUAACAAUAGUUCAAAUUCAAUUUCUUCACCAACAAGUCAACAACCACAACUAAAACAAUCUUCGGUAUCUUCGGCGUCCUCUGCCACAGCUACACUUCCUGGUGGACCCCUUCUUCCAAAAUUGUUUGAUAGCAUUGGGACAAACUCUACAAACAAUUCCCCAAUCUUGUUACCACCAAAUGCAAACACUUACAAGAAUUCAUCCCCACCAGAUUUGUUUUUAUCAAAUACCACUGGGAAUUCUACAAGUACAUUAAAUAAUUCACCACCAUUGGUUAAUACCCCUACCCCAACUACCAAUUUCUUUAGUUCUCCUUCAUUAUUACCAGGAAGUUCUUCAAAUUGGAAUACUAGUAACCCAUCUACAAGUUCAAUUUGGGGACAAAGUAGUAAUUCAUUCAAGUCUAAUAUUACGUUAGCCAAUCCUACCACCAGUACUACAGCUACGGGAAAUGGGAAGAAUAAUCUUUUAUCAAGCUUUGGAAGCACGAAUUUGUGGUAAAGUGGGCACAAUUUCAGUUUGAUUUAUUUUUUAUAUAUAUAGUGUUAUUGUCGUCGGUCAUUGUUAAGUUACCUUUCGGUUAUGUUGAUACAUUUUUUUUAUUUUGAUUGAUAUUUAUUAUUUGUGUUGUUUUUUUUAUACAAGGGAGAAGAGAGACUUUGACUUUUUGUUUUGAUUUUUGGCUAAAAGGAAUUUUGGAUAGUUUUUUAGUCUGUGUUUAUAAAAUUUAUAUGUAAUUUAUGAAUAUUCUUAAAUUGUAUUCGUC